AUGGCGGACUCGUCUCAGGGCUGGUGGAAGCUCACCUUCCUGAGGAGGAAAAAGUCCCAGCCCAAGGUUCUGUACGAGAUCCCGGCCGAGUUCGUUUCCAACUCAUCCUCUGGCCAACAUGCUCCAGCCCCAGGAGCCGCGGAGGACCCCAUGCACGACCCGCAGCUGGACGCCCGGCUGGAGAGGAUCGUGGACAAGACGACGGCCGGCAAAGGGCGCCACGUCAAGGUGUCCCACUCUGGGAGGUUCAAGGAGAAGAAGAAGGUGCGAGCCACGCUGGCCGAGAACCCAGACAUGUUUCCUGGAAGUGACCCGGCCGGAAACGAGAACCAGAGGGCUGGGAAGUGA
Messenger RNA from Stegastes partitus (bicolor damselfish), 348 nucleotides. RefSeq names its product proline-rich protein 15-like protein A. The record is from RefSeq and is a predicted model, not a curated record. NCBI's taxonomy places the organism in Eukaryota, Metazoa, Chordata, Actinopteri, Pomacentridae. The transcript has a single exon. The coding region runs from base 1 to 348 and encodes 115 amino acids.